UACUUUUUGCUUCACUAUAAUGAAUUGGACGAAAUAGAAGUCUUAUGUACCAGAUUAAUUAUAUGACGUAUGAUCGCAUAGAGUGCGAAUUAUACAAGGACCACACAUCAUAUGCACAAAUCUUAACCUUUUCUUGCACUUGCGUCGCUAAAAAAAGGUUUAUUCACUUUCAUUGUACACAACUGCACAUGUGUCACCUACCUGCACAGCGAAAGCGCAGCCCGCGCAGUCUUGCUUCGAUUGGCAUUUGGCAAUAAGCCUGCCAGCGGCAUGCACCAAGAUUAGGCCAUGGGAUGGACAUAGGCAUUCUGCAGACUAGCAACAAGUGCUUACGUCUUCCUCGUCCCAAAGCGUACCAGUACUUGCUUUUCGACGCUUACGCUCGACAGAAGCACUGCGACGGAGUUUAAAUUUUACAGUUAUCUUUUCCUGCUGUAACAAUGGCAAAAGCAAAAACUCCAAAACCGAAAUCAAAAGAGAAAGGCAAAUCAGCCCCAAAGAAGGGAAAAUCCGAAAAUGCUAAGGCCAAGAAGGCCAAGCCCAAGAAGGAUGACAAGAAAAAAGAUGAACCCAAGAAGACAGAAAAGAAAAAGGGGGACGGGUCCAAGAAGACUGAUAAGAAAAAAGGUGGAGGUGGAUGGUUUGGAGGUGGAGGAGAUGGUAAAAACAAGAAAAAAGAUAAAAAAGGUGGAAAAGAUAAGAGCGACAGGAAAGCGAAAGAAGACCGAGCUAAGUCUCCAACAGAAUCGCCUAAUGGCUCACCGAAAGGAUCGCCUAAACGCUCUCCCAGCCCAACCGGUGACACGUCGAGCCGAAAGUUAAGGUUUGACAGCGCAGUACGAGUGAAGGAGAUUCCAGAUCGCUUUGGAACACCAUCACAAACAUCGGCAACGGGCAGUCGUCCAUGUGUGUCACUACGCAGUUUUCCCCCAGAAGGCUCUGAGCUGGAUACCAGUACGAAACCUAAAUAUUCGGAUCCCUACUUUGGAUCCAAGGUGUCUUCUCGCAUUCCGUGUCCUAAGGAAUCAGAAAAAAAGGAACCCGAUCUGUACUCAACUAGGUCGAUGACCUUAGAUGAACCUGGUCCAAUUUUUAAUCCAAAUCGAUGUCCAACAUACUCCCGCGAAGAACUGAUCUCGCUAAUAGAAACCUUAGUACUGGGCAUCAAUGACCGGGAAUCACUCAAAACGAGAUAUGACGAAGAAAACACGCGUCUGGCCAUGAACGCUGAAUUCUACGCGGAUAAAGAACUAAAUGCUCGCUCAAGACUUGAAUGUCUGCGCAAUAAAACCAGUGAAAUAGAUAAUGCGUUGCGCGAAAGUGUCGAUCUUAUGAGUCGAAAUUAUGUACAACUGACAAGGGAGCGGAAGCGCAUUGCAGGAGCUAUAGAUCUGCGCGAAGACUUUGACCGGCAUCUCCAGGACAAAAUUUCAACUAACACGAAAUAUGUUCAGGAUUAUGCCAUAAUACUGGGGAAACUACAGGGUCUGCUGGAUGAUUCCUCCAUGGCCUGGUUACAAAGAGAAACAAUGUUGAGUACUGAAAGUGAAGCUCUGGAAAAGUUACACGGGUCUGUCGAAAAAGAGAAGCGAAAUCUGACAAGCGAAUUGCACAAAUACCAAGCGCUUUACGUCUCGCAAUCAACACAAAACGGUAAACUGGGAGAGGUGGUGGAACGCGAACUGGAACGCUACAUGACAAAGCAACAAGAAGUUCUGAAGUAUAACGAAAAGAGGGUCAAAGCUUUAGAAGGUUGUGUUCGUACCAUGCAGCUCGACAGAGAGGUCAUGUAUUCCGAGAUAGCCGAACAACGAAACCGCUUAAAGGAUAUCCUGGAAAAUCAAGUAAUCAAUCUCAUGAACAAGGUCCGUUACUACAAGGAUGCGCUGCGCGGCCUGGAAGAAGAGUUGAGCAAGGUCACUUGCAGAACCGAAGGGUUCUUGGCCGUAUCUGAUCAACUGAAAACCUACGUAAGACUUGUCAGCAAUAUCGAUGUUCUGGAUUUUGCCAAUAAAGUACAAUCCGCGAAAGCUGCCUGUGAUGAAGUUGAAACGGCAUGGCGAACAAAAAACUGUGAACGUCGAGAUUUAACCGACAUUCGCAGACUGUAUGUCGACCGACAGCGACAGAAGAUGCUGGCUACGGAAGAUGAGUACUUCCUUAUGGAACCGGUGGACGUCCCGGGAGCGGAAUCCCAUACCAACUUUCAGCGCUCCAUAGAAUGCUUCUUGCCAGAAGGUUCUACAUGUUACCCUAAGAGUGGUCCGGGUGAGCGACCGCCUCCACGGGCCAUCCAGAUGGAAAUCAUGCCUGCUCCCCCACCGACAGAGGCCCCAACAGAAGCUAGCUACAGGUCCGCUGGUGAAGAUAUGUCGACAGGGGGAACAGACCGGCCAUUGGAUGUCUCGCGUAACGACGAUAGCGCGUCCACUCGGGAUUGGGAUGCACGAUCUAUGGGGAAGAAAGUGAUGGGUGGUGUCAAAGCCGUUAUUAGUGUACCAAAGAAAACCGCGGAUGUACUAACAUGGGGUUUGCGGAAAUUUGGCAACUUGGCGCACUUGCCCAGUUUGCCGUUCUCGUUCAGUCACCAUCGCUUCAGAAAGCGACAAGCUGUGGGGUAAAUGAAGGGUAGGGUUUCAUGCUUUGAACUUUUACUGUAGGAGUUCUCAUUGUGCUCCCUCUCGGGUUGGCCUAUGGUCAUUGCUUCUUUCCUACUUUCCUAGUUUUCUCCUCUGACUGCUCUGACAUUUUGUUCAAUUCGAUCGGUUCUCCUUAGGGUUUGAAUUGUAACUUGGCUAAGUUCUUUUUGUGUUUGCUUAAUGCCCUUCUGUUAAUCUUUAUGCCUGUUGGCCUUCCGGAGUCUGCUGUCGUUGCUAGUUUUCAUAAGUAUGCUUGCGGAUUAAAG
Molecule: messenger RNA, 2905 nt
Organism: Paramacrobiotus metropolitanus
Lineage: Eukaryota; Metazoa; Tardigrada; Eutardigrada; Parachela; Macrobiotidae
Exons: 5
Coding region: 441-2621 (726 amino acids)
Source: RefSeq, a predicted model, not a curated record